Aethalodelphis obliquidens (Pacific white-sided dolphin) is the source of this 3310-nucleotide messenger RNA. Its product is annotated as zinc finger and SCAN domain-containing protein 26-like. Gene Ontology annotation, biological process: regulation of transcription by RNA polymerase II. The record is from RefSeq and is a predicted model, not a curated record. Bases 917 to 2356 code for a protein of 479 amino acids. Lineage: Eukaryota; Metazoa; Chordata; Mammalia; Artiodactyla; Delphinidae. Gene Ontology annotation, molecular function: DNA-binding transcription factor activity, RNA polymerase II-specific; RNA polymerase II cis-regulatory region sequence-specific DNA binding. The transcript is spliced from 4 exons.
UGAUGCAUUCUUCCUGAGUUGUUUUACAGAUGCUAAAAUUACCACCAAAUGGAAGAAAUUAACUACUUGAUGAUCAUGAGCCCCCAGACCUACAGGCGCCUAAGAACUGAUAAUGUUAACCGCCUUGUUACCGCAACACCAACCAAUCAGAGAAGUGUGCAGGAGCUUGACCACCGUCACCUGGCUUUUAAAAAAAAUGCUUUGCUGAAAACCUUUGGCGAGUUGGGGGUGUUUUGAGCACGGACCACGCGUUCUCCUUGCUUGGUCCUGCAAUAAACCUUUCUCUGUUCCAGACUCCGACGUUUUGGUUGGUUUGGUCUCACUGUUCGUCCAGCUCACGAACUUGCGUUUUGUAACAAUUCUGAAUUUUUUAUUACCUUAAACCCUUCAAUACAAAUAUACGUUCAUUGUUAAAUUUAAUCUUCAAAAUACUUCGACAUUUAUUUUUUCCACUGUAUUUGAUGACUUUUUAAAUUGGGAAGACAUGGUAAUAUAUGUGUCCGUGUUUUAAUUACGUGAGUAAGCAAAGUGGAACGCCAGCUGCUUGUGAUAACAGUAAAGUGAGCUGGCCCGUUUUUUACAUGAAUAAAAUAAAUUUCGGCUUAAAAAAUGAAAAAACAGUAAGCGCACAACGGGACGCCCCUCUCAGCUGCGGGGCUUGGAGAACGUUCAGCCAACCUUUGGGAGCUUGGCCGCCUCCUGCGAGGCGGGAGCAGAAGGCCAUCGAGCCGCGGUCCUCCCGCAGUCCUAGAGCGACGCUAAAGUGAACCGCGGAGCGAGAGUCGGAGAUCAGCAAAGAGCUAAGACGGGGCUUGACAGCGUUUGGCCCUUCCUGCCGGUCGCUGGAGCGGGGUAUCCCUGAGGAGGCAGUCAAAAGAAAGUUCUCCAGAACAGAGAGAGCAGUCUGAAGCUGGGGAUGGCAACAGCAUUGGUAACCACUCCUUCCCUGGCUCCUCUGAAUCUGAAGAAGGAGGGACUUCACUUAGUGAAGGAGGAUAACCGCUCUCCUCGGGAACAGGGGGCCAAGCUGCAAGGAAACGGCGCAGGCCUCGGGCAGGAGCCACUGUGCAAACAGUUCAGGCAGUUGCGCUAUGAAGAGACCACAGGACCUCGAGAAGCGCUGAGCCGGCUCCGGGAGCUCUGCCGACAGUGGCUGCGGCCCGACGCCCACACCAAGGAGCAGAUCCUGGAGCUGCUGGUGCUGGAGCAGCUCCUGACCAUCCUGCCCGAGGAGCUGCAGGCCCGGGUGCGGGAGCAUCACCCAGAGAGUGGGGAAGAUGUGGUUGUUGUACUGGAGGAUUUGCAGCCAGAACUGAGAGGAACAGAACAACAGGUGGACCCAAACCAGGCAAAGAAACAGAAAAUGCUUGUGGAGGAGACGGCCCCUCUGAAAGCAGUGCUGAAGCAGCAGGUCCAGCCUGAGGGUGAAAUUCCCAAGCCCAAGAGACAGAAGGGUGAGGAGACAAGGAUUGAGAAUGGGAAGCUGGUUGUAGAGACAGACUCCUGUGGAGGAGUGGAAUCAUCUGGGAAAAUAUCUGAACCCAAAGAGGCUUAUUAUGAGGACUCUAACUUGGAUAGGCAGCAGGCCAAGGCCAAGGAGAAGACUGACUAUAAAUGCUCAGAAUGUGGGGAGGGGUUCAUCCAGCACUCAGACCUGAUUAAGCAUGAAGGUUCACACAGGGGAGAAAAGCUCUGUGAAUCUGAAGUGUGUCAGAGUUCUAGUCUUACUGGACAUCAGAAAAUCCACUCUAGAGAGAAGGGUCAUCAGUGUCAUGAGUGUGGGAAAACCUUUCAGAGAAGUUCACACCUUGUCAGACAUCAGAAAAUCCAUCUUGGCGAGAAGCCUUAUCAGUGCAAGGAGUGUGAAAAAGUCUUUAGCCAGAAUGCAGGCCUUUUGGAACAUCUCAGAAUCCAUACUGGAGAGAAACCUUACCUGUGUAUCCACUGUGGAAAGAACUUUCGGCGCAGCUCUCACCUUAAUCGACACCAGAGAAUUCACAGUCAGGAGGAGCCCUGUGAGUGCAAGGAGUGUGGGAAAACCUUUAGUCAGGCCCUACUCCUCACCCACCAUCAGAGAAUCCACAGCCACUCCAAAAGCCAUCAGUGUAACGAGUGUGGGAAAGCCUUCAGUUUGACCUCAGACCUUAUUCGACACCACAGGAUUCACACUGGAGAAAAACCUUUCAAGUGUACCAUAUGCCAGAAAGCCUUCCGACUAAACUCACACCUUACUCAGCACGUGAGAAUCCACAACGAGGAAAAACCGUACAAGUGUAAUGAAUGUGGAGAAGCCUUCAGACAGAGGUCAGGUCUUUUUCAACAUCAGAGAUAUCACCACAAAGACAAACAGGCUUGAUGAGGUGUCCUCUCCUUACGGACCAUCAGAGACAGUACAUUAACAAGCAAGCCGGCACUUCAGGAAAGGCACUCUAGCCAACUCUGGCAGAGAACUCUUGGGGACCAAAUUGGAGGCUAUCUGCCUCCUCUCUCUUUCCUUCGUUUUCCUUGUUGUCAGCUUUGGGCCACAGUAAUUUUCACCCUAGACCCUGGGGGAUCAAAGGUAAAUAGCAUUCUUUACUGCAGGACUUCUCAGAGCCUUUAGCAUGCUAAAUGCAUAGCUAUGCAUCUCCAAGUAGUAGAGAGCCUCAUGAUUGAGUGAGGGCUUUAAGUCAGCAAUGAAUCAAGUGUCCACAGAUUUACAGGCUUAAACAGAAAAAGAGCAGGUUGAUAUUUUCGCAUAUGCUACAGCAACAGACUCCUAUACAAUAAAACCAAUGACGUUUGGAAAUAUAUGACACUCAAAGGUAUCUUAAAGCACAGGUUAAUGGUAAACAUUUUCGCCCACUGGUUUUAUUACCCUGCCUGCCCUUAGCAUUAUCCUCUCCUUCCUUACCCCCAAUCAGCAUUUUGGAAAGCAAAGAUGAUCUAAUUUUACCUUUCGCAGCCCCAUCCCUGCCAUAAUACCUCAUUGAUUCAAGUUAGAGAGUAAGGUUUUAUUUAGACUAUGGAAGAGAUUUCAUAAGCCAUUUGAAUGAACUGGGCUGAAUUAAUCCAAGUAGCAACUGUCUUACUUCAUAACUCCAGUGUCAGUAUAGUGGCUGCUGCAUAGAAACUUCAAAAAAUGGGGAAAGAAAUUGGACUUUUUUCCUUUAAUACUGAGGACAGAAUUUUAAAAUGCUGCUUGUUCUGGAAUCUUGAAAGUCAAAUCAGAAAAACAGCUUGGAAGAGAUCAUGAUCUUCAUGUUGUGAAUGCCAAAAUGUCAUGGUAAUGAUGAAGAAUAUUAAGCUUAGGGAAGUCCACUUCUGAAUA